UGAUGAUUAAGGCAGAUCUCAGAAAUCACAGGGGAAAAAAAUAUAUAAAAUGUUCAUUUUUUUUUUCAGAAAUGACAGUUAAAAUGCAUCAUGGAGUGCCUUUGUUAGGCGAUGAGUGAUGUUGGCCAAAAAACAAAGUUGUAGUUCAUGUGCUCUGCCUGAUCGCUAAAGCAACCAUGCCAUGUGCAACAUUGCAAGUCAUAUUAUAAAAACCGACCUAGAAUCUCCAUUGGAGGAAACAACAACAAGAACAACAAAAAUGGUGAAAGAUAUUGUAGGUGCUGUAGAUGGGGUUAAAAUGGAGAAAGCUGAUUUCGAUCCCAGUUCUCCACCACCAUUCAGAAUAGCAGAAAUCCGAGCAGCCAUUCCAAAGCAUUGUUGGGUCAAGAAUCCAUGGAGGUCCCUCAGUUAUGUUCUCAGGGAUUUGUGUGUGAUUUUUGCAUUGGCAUUUGUUGCAAUUUGCUUUGACACUUGGUUUCUUUGGCCUUUUUACUGGGUUGCUCAAGGAACUAUGUUCUGGGCUAUCUUUGUUCUUGGGCAUGAUUGUGGCCAUGGAAGCUUUUCGGACAGUCCAAUCCUGAAUAACUUGGUGGGGCAUAUUCUGCAUUCUGCAAUUCUUGUACCUUAUCAUGGAUGGAGAAUUAGUCACAGAACUCAUCAUCAGAACCAUGGACAUGUCGAAAACGACGAGUCCUGGGUUCCGUUGUCUGAGAAGACUUAUAGAAGUUUGGACUUUCUUACAAAAAGAAUGAGAUUCACGUUGCCUUUUCCCAUCUUUGCAUACCCAUUUUACCUGUGGACUAGAAGUCCAGGAAAAGAAGGUUCUCAUUUCAAUCCUUACAGCAAAUUGUUCAAUUCAAGUGAGAGGAAAGCUGUGAUGAUUUCAACUGUUAGCUGGUCUCUUAUGGUUGCUCUGCUUCUCUACUCGUCCUCUGUUGUAGGUUAUGUUCCUAUACUAAAGGUCUAUGGUGUCCCCUACUGGGUUUUUGUAAUGUGGCUGGAUUUCGUUACAUAUUUGCAUCACCAUGGCUAUGACAAAAAACUUCCUUGGUACCGUGGCAAGGAAUGGAGUUAUCUAAGGGGAGGGCUAACGACGGUUGACCGUGAUUAUGGAUUGUUUAACAACAUUCACCAUGAUAUUGGAACCCAUGUUAUCCAUCAUCUCUUCCCUCAAAUCCCACACUAUCACCUUAUUGAAGCGACUAAGGCAGCUAAACCAGUACUCGGGAAAUACUAUCGCGAACCGGAAAGAUCAGGGCCAAUUCCAUACCACUUGAUCAAGAACCUACUAGCAAGCAUAAGUCAGGAUCAUUAUGUCAGUGAUAAUGGAGAUAUAGUAUACUACCAGACUGACACAGAGCUUUAUCACAUAUCAAAGAGCAAGCUUUACUGAAAUACUUAUCUAAAGGAAACCCAAAUUGCAAAAGGGGGAUAUUGGUUUUGUAUUUUGAUGCAAUGCUGCACCUCUGAUGCAACAUAAUAGUCUCUAGGGUUUUUGGGAUAUGUCUCUGAAGCAAGCUGUACCUCAGUUUCCUAGUCUUACAAUAGUGAAAAAGGUUGGCCUUUUGGUCUUUGAUAGUUUAUACUUAUUUCCUUCUAAAUAAAUCAAACUUGGUCUAA
Molecule: messenger RNA, 1620 nt
Organism: Ziziphus jujuba (common jujube)
Lineage: Eukaryota; Viridiplantae; Streptophyta; Magnoliopsida; Rosales; Rhamnaceae
Product: omega-3 fatty acid desaturase, endoplasmic reticulum-like
Exons: 9
Coding region: 182-1393 (403 amino acids)
Biological process (GO): lipid metabolic process
Molecular function (GO): oxidoreductase activity, acting on paired donors, with oxidation of a pair of donors resulting in the reduction of molecular oxygen to two molecules of water
Source: RefSeq, a predicted model, not a curated record